Molecule: messenger RNA, 1014 nt
Organism: Mycena indigotica
Lineage: Eukaryota; Fungi; Basidiomycota; Agaricomycetes; Agaricales; Mycenaceae
Product: BTB domain-containing protein
Exons: 3
Coding region: 10-1014 (334 amino acids)
Molecular function (GO): protein binding
Source: RefSeq, a predicted model, not a curated record
UUGACCAUUAUGUUUGGAGCUCACGCUGCAAAACGCGCUCGGACCGAUGACCAUUACGCGUCGAGUUCAACAACGCGCUCGGAUAUAUGGCACUCUGACGGAAGUCUCGUUCUCCAAGCAGGAACGACGCUGUUUCGCGUCCAUUGGAGUGUAUUGUCAACUCAUUCGACUGUUUUCAAAGACAUGCAUAGUACUCCUCAACCCAACUUGUCGGGGCCAACGGUAGAGGGCUGCCCUGUGGUGGAACUCCACGACGACCCACUCGACCUCGAAAAUGUCCUCCGUGUGCUCUAUGACCCGACUAUAUUUCUCCAGCAGGAACACAAGUUUGUGCUUGUGGCCUCGCUGGUUCGGCUGGGUCGCAAAUACAAUUUCCGAACUCUUUGGAAGGCAGGUGUUGGUAUUCUGGAGACCGCGAUUCCAACGACCCUGGACCAAAUCGACAUGCUCCGCGAAAACAACUAUCAAGUGAAAGGCAUCAUCAACCAUCCGGGUCUCUUCGUCGAUAUUCUCGGCCUGUUGCGAGAGAAUGAUAUUCUCACUCUCCUUCCUUGCGCCUACUACCUUGUGAUCGAGAGAUACUCCAUGCGGGAACUGUUUGACGGUGUCGCGCGGGGAGACGGCACAACCGCUACUCUCGCGCCAGAAGACCUACGGCAAUGCAUGCUGUCCAGGGACACAAUCAUCCGCCACCAAUGCGAGGCUGGCUACUCCUGCGCUUGGGCCCUGAGCGCCCCUGCCUCAACUCCGGGCCUUGUCCGGACCGGCAAUGUGUGCUCCAACAUCGCCGCUUGCACGGCAAUGCGCGCAAGCUACAUGUCUCGAUUUAUGCGGCACCCCUCGCUGCUUCCCGCUAGUCCGACUAGCACCCAGUUUAUAUGGAGGUACGGGUUUUGUGCUUCUUGCCGCGAAGGAGUCGUUGCGACAAUCAAAGCUGGCCGAACGAAAGGCUGGGAGGAUCUACCCGGUUUCUUCGACCUUGCGCCGUGGAGUGAAUUAAAGAACGAGGAAUAG